AUGACGGUCGACUUGGUCAGUGGAUACUACGACGCCGGCGACAACGUAAAAUUCCAUUUUCCGAUGGCGUACACCGGGACAAUGUUGGCGUGGUCCAUUUUGAAAUACGGCGGUGUUAUGGGCCGUAAUCUUCCACGGGCCAUGGAGGCCCUCCGGUGGGCGACGGAUUUCUUUAUAAAAUGCACGGCAAAGCCCGGCGUUGUUUUUGCGCAAGUCGGCGAUCCCAAAGCCGACCACAAUUGUUGGGAAAGGCCCAAAGACAUGGACACUCCUCGGAUCGUCUACGCGGUCACGAAAACAAAGCCCGGCUCGGAAGUUUCCGGCAAAAUGGUGGCCGCCAUGGCCGCCGCCAGUAUAGUGUUCAAGAACGCCGGAGAUCGCUCAUACUUUAGCCUCCUCCGUGAUAGGGCCGAGAAGGUAUUCAGAUUUGCAGACGCACACAGAGGUUUUUACAACGACAACAUCGGCUAUGGCGUCUGCCUUUUUUACUGCGAUUAUAACGGCUAUCAGGACGAACUGGUGUGGGCAGCAACUUGGCUAAAUAAAGCGACGAAGAAUUCAAUGUACUGGAGUUACAUUGUUAAGAACUUUGGGGACUUUAAGCCAAAUUAUGAACGCCUCCUUCUUCAAUUCGGUUGGGAUGCAAAACAUGGUGGAAUCGACAUUAUUCUUUCCCAGGUAAUUUUAAUCUUAUAA
Molecule: messenger RNA, 696 nt
Organism: Andrographis paniculata
Lineage: Eukaryota; Viridiplantae; Streptophyta; Magnoliopsida; Lamiales; Acanthaceae
Product: endoglucanase 8-like
Exons: 4
Coding region: 1-696 (231 amino acids)
Biological process (GO): carbohydrate metabolic process
Molecular function (GO): hydrolase activity, hydrolyzing O-glycosyl compounds
Source: RefSeq, a predicted model, not a curated record